Messenger RNA from Panthera uncia (snow leopard), 2514 nucleotides. RefSeq names its product basic salivary proline-rich protein 3-like. NCBI's taxonomy places the organism in Eukaryota, Metazoa, Chordata, Mammalia, Carnivora, Felidae. The record is from RefSeq and is a predicted model, not a curated record. The coding region runs from base 23 to 931 and encodes 302 amino acids. The transcript is spliced from 2 exons.
CGCCCACAUUUUAGGUGGCGAAAUGUUAAUUCUAGUGUGCGACCGCUCCCUACGACUUAGGACUAGUAGAUACGAGAAUUACUGGAGGAUUUCCAAGAACGCCCCGAAACAGACACGACCGAGAGGCUACAGGAAACGGGAGAGCCCAGUGACCUGGGGAUUUGGGCCCGAGGGCUUAACUGGAGGGAAGCGGCAGGAAUGUGAACGAAUCAGGAAGACUCGUUCCGGCUCGCUUCACCCCAUCCCACUGCCUAGAGGUCAAGGCCGCCUGGCAUUUCGGGCCGCGAUCUGCCGCUGCCGCUCCCCCCACCCCGCUCCGGGGCGCCCCGCGGGUCCGCAGGCCAGGAGGGGUCAGGGGCCCCGCUGUCCGAGGGGCGGGCGACCCGACCACCGAGGCCUCGCCCUCGGACGACAGCUGCGAGGCAGCCAGGAGGGAGCCGGGAGGAGGGGCCGCGGCCCCGGCCCGCCCCGAAGCCGCGAAGGCAAAACAGAAACCUAUCGCGGGGGAAACGGAACGCAGCCCGGCCCGCGCCGCCCGACCCUGCCCGCCGCCGAGCGGCUCCGCCGACGGGAGCGAGAUGGCCGCCCCCUCCCCCGGCCCCGCCGCGGCCCCAACCGCCGCGCCGACAAGUCGCCACCGCCCACUGCCUGCCCCCCCUCGCUUGCCCGCCUGCCCGCCCUCCUGGGACACGGCCCGCUCCACCCCUCGCGGCUGCUCACCGCGCUGAGGCGGAUCCCGCUGGGUGGCUGCGUCGCCAUCUUGAGCGAGCUACAAAGCCAGGACCGGCCUCGGCCGCAACCCGACUGGGAGGCGGCCGGGAAGACUGCACGGCCUGCUGGGCCCACCCACUUCCGGGGCGGGGCGCGCGGCCGCCCCGCCCACCCACUUCCGCCUCGGGCACUGUGGUACGGAGAGCUGUGGGGAAGGUAAAUUGAGGCUGGUUUAAACCAAGAACUGGGCUCACAGCGCCCGGCCCUGCAGGGGUAGGGCGCAUGCGUGAGACGGGCGGGCGCGAACGGGUCGCCGCAUUAACCGGACCUGGAGACUUGAGGGUCUGGAAUUCGAAGCCUAUAGCGACGUGUGCCGGGGCCCGGAGAAGCGCGCUCCAGGCGCCUGACCUGGCUGGAAGUGAAUUGCGCCAAAAAAGCCAUCCCGUGCCCACCUGUGUCCGUGGGAUUUGAAACCUUGCUAACGAAACGUAGAUUUUGUGCAUACUGGAGUUGUCCUGGAAAUUAUCAUCCUUCAUCCUUAUGAAAAGAGUCCUUUCUCGCAUGCACAUUUAUUCGGUGUCGGCUUGGAGCCCAGCACCGGGCUGAGUGACGAAGAUAGAGAAAUGAAGAAAUAUAGGGUUGUUACAUAUUGCAGCACCACCUUAUCAGAAACAUCAACCUUUAUGUUCUUCCUUUCGUUACUGUGGACUGCCUACAUAUGCCAGACCCCGAAGGAACUGAAGAAGAUACGGGGUCUCUCUCUUCCACAAAAGGGGCGCCUGCCUCGCAGCCAGCGAUGGGCUAUGACAUUAGUAGGUGCUCUAAUAGGGCUGCCCUGUGACAAAGUGCCUCACUGUGUCUGAGGAGCUGCAGAAAGAAGCAAGACUGAGGAAUUCGGAUCUCAAAGACUGGCUCCCAUAUGUUUGUUACAUAAACAAUUUGAGUGGGACGUGUCGGGUGAAGGAAAAGAGUAUCACGCAGCUCGAACAACAUAGAAAAGAUAUGCAAGAGAUUAAAAUGCUGAGUGGUUCGGGGAGACAGAAGAGACAGACGGGAGGCCUCCAGGUCCCAGGGAUUAAAUUCCCACCUCCCCUCUGCUUCUGGUUGACUUUGUGGGGGAAACCCAGGAUGAGACAGACACUGUUCAUCGCGUAAGGGAAACCCUGGCUUAGACCCUCUUCCGCGCCCUCCCUUUAAACUCACAGUAAUUUUGGUUUUGUGUUAGAAUUUUUAUUGGGGUAACAUACACAGCACAUAAAAUUUGCCAUUUUCACCCUUUUUCAGCGUACAAUACAGUGACAUUGAUUACGCACACAUUGUGGUGUCGCCAUCACACAUCUCCAGAACUUUCUCAUCUUUCCAAACUGAAACACUGUACCCAUUAGACACGAACUCCCCAUCCCCCUCUCCCAGCCCCCGGUAUCCACCCUUCUACUUUGUGUCUAUGAAUUCGGCUACUUCAGGUCCCUCACGCAAGUGGAGUUAUCCAUUUGUCCUUCUGCGACUGGUUUACGUAUCCUAAUGUCCUCAAGGUUCAUCCAUGCUGUAGCAUGUGUGAGAAUUCCCUUCCUUUUUGAGACUGAAUGAUAUUCUGUUGUGUGGAUAGACCACAUCUUGUUUAGCCAUUCAUCUGUCGAUGGACAUUUGGGCCAUUUCCACCUGUUGGCUAUUGUGGAUAGUGCUGCCAUAAACGUAGGUGUACAAAUAUCUGAGACCCCAGGGGCACCUGGGGGGCUCAGUCGGAUGGGUGUCCGACUUCAGCUCGGGUCAUGACUCACGGUUCAUGGGUUCACACAUGAACCA